AUGGCAUAUCUCCAGCCAGCGCCGAUCCGGCGUGCCGGCCUGCGAGGGCUGGCCAACCAGCUAUCGCGACUGUCCUCGCCGUCCUCCUUCUCGACCUCGACCUCGACCUCGACCUCGACCUCGACCUCUGCCUCGCCCUUUGUCUGCCGCCAGUGUCUCAAGACGACCGGACAGAAAGCCUCUGCGCCUCCCUCUCUGCUUUCCUUCCUGGCUCGGUCUCGAACCGUGCGACAGCUCCAGGCACCGGCCCCUUCCUCGGCACGAUAUCUCAGCAACUCCACCAGCAACAAGGCCACCAGCUCCCCAGCUGCGAGCAUCGAAUAUGCUGCCGAGCCAGCCGCCGAAUCCAAUGACAAGUCCAAGUCAAGGAGCAGUUCUUUCCCUGACACCAGCUCCAAGUCCGUCGCCUACUGGCUGCUGGGUAGUGCCGCCAGCGUCUUUGGCAUCGUCGUCUUUGGUGGCCUGACCCGGUUGACAGAGUCUGGUCUGAGUAUAACCGAAUGGCGCCCCGUCACCGGCUCCCUCCCUCCCAUGUCCGCCGAGGACUGGGAGUCCGAAUUCGCAAAGUACCGCGCCUCGCCCGAAUACAUCAAGCUGAACCCGCACAUGGACCUUGACGAGUUCAAGAAGAUCUACUUCAUGGAGUGGACGCACCGCAUCUGGGGUCGCGUCAUCGGAAUGACCUUCGUGCUGCCCACCAUCUACUUCAUUGCGCGCAGGAGGGUCACCAAGCGCAUGGCCUGGAACCUCGUCGGCAUCUCGGGCCUGAUCGGCUUCCAAGGCUUCAUUGGCUGGUGGAUGGUCGCCUCGGGCCUCAAGGACGACCUGUUCGCCCCCGGCGCCCACCCGCGCGUCUCCCAGUACCGCCUGACUACCCACCUGUCCACCGCCUUCGUCUGCUACUCCUGGAUGCUCCUCGCCGGCCUGUCCAUCCUGCGCACCCACAAGCUGCUCGCCGACCCGGCCGCCGCCUCCAAGCUCGUCAAGGCCCUGUCCAGCCCGGCCCUCGCCCCCUUCAAGCGCUACACCGCCGCCCUGACCGCCCUCGUCUUCGUGACCGCCAUGUCCGGCGGACUCGUCGCCGGCCUGGACGCCGGCCUGAUCUACAACGAGUUCCCCAUGAUGGGCACCGGCAUCACUCCUCCCAGCUCUGAGCUGUGGGACAACUUCUACUCUCGCAAGGAGGACGGCUCCGACCUGUGGUGGCGCAACAUCCUCGAGAACCCCAGCCUGGUCCAGCUCGACCACCGCAUGCUGGCCAUGACCGUCUGCGCCUCGGUGCUGGCCCUGUUUACGUACAGCCGCACCCGCAGGGUCAAGGCGGUCUUGCCCGCCGACGCCCGCAAGGGCGCCAUGGGCCUGCUGCACCUCAUGCUUAUGCAGGUCACCCUCGGCAUCACCACUCUCAUCUACAUCGUGCCCACCCACCUGGCUGCCACCCACCAGGCCGGCGCCCUGGCCCUGCUCACCGGCGCCCUGGUGUUGGGAAGCAGGCUGAGGAUUCCGAGGGGCACGAUGAGGCUGGUCGAGAGGCAGCUGAAGACGAUGCAGCAGAAGAAGUGA
Messenger RNA from Diaporthe citri, 1563 nucleotides. RefSeq lists its product as uncharacterized. Gene Ontology annotation, cellular component: mitochondrial inner membrane. NCBI's taxonomy places the organism in Eukaryota, Fungi, Ascomycota, Sordariomycetes, Diaporthales, Diaporthaceae. The coding region runs from base 1 to 1563 and encodes 520 amino acids. Gene Ontology annotation, molecular function: oxidoreductase activity, acting on NAD(P)H, heme protein as acceptor. The record is from RefSeq and is a predicted model, not a curated record. Gene Ontology annotation, biological process: heme A biosynthetic process. The transcript is spliced from 2 exons.